Magallana angulata is the source of this 9630-nucleotide messenger RNA. RefSeq names its product chondroitin sulfate proteoglycan 4-like. Bases 147 to 7196 code for a protein of 2349 amino acids. The transcript has 4 exons. NCBI's taxonomy places the organism in Eukaryota, Metazoa, Mollusca, Bivalvia, Ostreida, Ostreidae. The record is from RefSeq and is a predicted model, not a curated record.
UAUCUCGAAGAAAAAAUAGUAACAAUGUUGUGAUGUGGGUCCACUUCUAGUGGCAUACAAAUACUGAAAUUGCAAUGCUUUUGCAAUGCUGCACACGGCAAAUAUUGCACAAUUGGUUAGGUAAUAUGUUCUGUAGAUGAGAUGUCAUGGAUACCCUCUAUCUUUAUGCCUGGUUGUUGCUAAUUUGUGUGCAGAGGCUGAGAGCAGCCUCGUUCUAUGGAGACAGUUAUCUAAAUCUGCCCUUUGGAAUCAACAAAGAUGUAGAGCUGAGGGUGAGGUUUUUAACCUGGCAGCCCCAUGGUCUCCUCUUCUUGGCCCGGGGACCCUCGGACUACCUGUACUUGUACCUCCAGGAUGGGUGUGUCCAGGUUGAGGCCGACUUUGGCUCCCGUUCUCUGACUUGGAAAUCCUUACAGAAAACAGACGAUGGAAACUGGCAUCAUGUUGAACUAAAGCAGGUUUCUCAGUCAUUGACUGUCACUGUUGAUGGAGUUGAGAAUCAGAUUGAUAUUUUGGGGCAAUUACACGAACUGAAUGAAAAUGAAGUUUUUGUGGGUGGCAUGCAGAAAACAACUAGCUUUGAUAAAAAAUGGUCGUAUUUCCGUGGUUGCUUAGGAAAUGUUGUAUUCAAUCAGUAUGAUAUCAUUAGCAAUGCACAGAAACUAGAGGGAACACAGUCAGUAUAUCAUGUAUCAUGGACGUGUACAGAGGAAGUCAAGGCAGAGUCCUCUCUGCCCAUUAAUUUCCAUUCCAACUCUUCCUUUGCUGCCUUUCAUCAUAUACCUUUUAAAAACACUGGAUCUCUUUCUGUGCAGUUCAAAACUGGGACCGAAAAUGGACUUCUGUUAUUAGCCCUGGCAAGGAAACCAAAAACAGAACCCUAUGUGCUUUCUGUUGAAAUAUUAUCCAAGAAGUUGAAAUUGUUGCUGAUCAAAGGAAGUGACAGAUUGGUAGAUGGACUUGAUUCUAAUGUGAUAAUCAGUGAUGGAGAAUGGCAUUCAUUGUCCAUACAGUGUACAGACACUUUGGUAAAAUUUACAGUGGAUCAUUCUGAAGAGACCACAUCACUUGAUGAGAGUAGGUGGAAGAACUUUGAAUUCCCUGGGCAGUUUUUCUUGGGAGGAGUAACACCUCAUGUAAUGUCUUAUGAAGCAGUAGUAAAUAUUGACUCCAUCUUAACAUCUGAUCAUUACCUUGGAUGUAUGAAAAACUUGACAAUCAAUUCAAAGCUGUAUGGAUUUCAGCAAAUGCAAGUAAGUCGUGAUUUGAACACAGACUGUGGACUAAUGACUGAAUGUACUAGUAACUGUGAAAAAACAACCAGCCAACCAACCUUCAGUACUUAUGUGACAACAACAUCCCCAUAUGAAGACCAAUAUGUUGAAGUCAGAGGUUUGACACUGAAAGAAGGCACAGAAAGGGUUAUUACCACUGAACAUAUUAUCGUUCUGCUUGAUUAUAAAGAACUUCAGAUCCGUGAGUCUGCAAUUCAGUUUGAAAUGAUGCGAUUUCCGAAACAUGGGCAUCUUUUGAUUGAUCUUGGGAGGAGAAGGAGGAACAGGGAUGUUUUCACGCUGUUGGAUUUACUGGGAAGGAAAGUUAGGUAUAUCCAUGAUGGGUCAGAAUCAACGAGGGACGAAGUGACUCUCAAUAUGAAAAUAGCUACAAAUGGACCUGGUGACUUUGCUGAAAUGCAGAAAUCCUACACCUUUAUACUUCCAAUUCUUAUUGAACCAGUGGAUGACAAACCUACUCUGCAGCUGUUGGGCAGCUCUCAAAGUGAAGCCUCUUUAAAUAUGGCCAAAAACACAAAGCUAAGAAUCACAAGAUCUAUUGUAGAGGUGCUUGACCCAGACUCCUUGCCUUCCUCCUUGGUGAUAUCAACAGUUUGCAGAUCAAAACACCCAGGGAAAUCACCAGGCCACUUUGAGACCUCUGACAGAGCUGGGAUAGAAAGAUCCACAUUCUCCUUUCAGGAGAUUAUAGAUGGGAGAAUAUGGUUUUCAUUGGGGGCUGAUUCAUCAUUCUGUUUGCUGACUGUUGGGACACUCACAAAGAGGCUGAUUAUUGAUGCAGUGGACAUGAAUUUGCAUUUGAACAUCUCUGGGAUUAGAGUAACACAGGGAAGCCAUAUCACCAUAGGUAGAAAGAAUUUGGUGGCCAUUGAUAAUGUGCCUAUGCAAGAGAUUGAAAUCCGAUACCGUGUUAUUGUUUCACCUGACUAUGGAGAAAUUCAGAGAAGAACGUAUUCUAAUGAUACAUGGGAAACUGUGGAUACAUUUGCCCAGCGUCACAUAGAUAAUAAUCAGAUACGAUAUGUAAAUAGAGAAAAGCGGAAUUUGGUGCAGUACGAUAGAUUUUCAAUAGAAGCAUCUGCCCUGAACACAACCAUUAGGGGUCUUGUGUACAUUUAUGUUGACAGACUAACUAUUGAUAUUGUUGGGUCCAAUAGGGUAGUAAUCCAGCACAGCCAGUAUAAAAUUAUCUCCAGUGACGAGUUGCAUGCUAGAACGAAUGAUCUUUGGUAUGACGCCAAGAACAUCAAAUUUACCAUAUCAAGGAAACCGUAUCGGGGAAAUCUGUAUCGUAUACAUCACAAAAAUAUCACAGAGGAACUGAUUUAUGAGAUGGAGCCACUAGAUAUCAAUGAUGUUUUGACACAGGAGGAUGUGAACAGUGGGUAUGUUGUUUAUCGUUUGCACCACUUGACCUAUGAUAUGACGACAGACUUCAUUGAUUUCCGCGUGUCUGCUCCUCCUGCAGUCUCCAAACCAAUGCGUAUGAACAUGGAAUUUUUUCCAAGACAAACAACGGUUCGCUUGACCAACAAUGUUUUGGACACGGUAUAUGAAGGAAGAGAGGCAGUGAUUUCAAAGAAUUAUCUUUACUUGGAGACAGAUGACUUUCAGAACUUUGAAUUCAGUGUUGUUGACUUUCCUCAGCAUGGGAUUUUGAAGCUGAAAAAUCGAAAUCAUUCACCAGUACUCCUGAGACAAAAUGGUGUCACACGAUUUUCAAAUGAAGACAUUCAGAGAGGUAGGCUUUUCUAUGAACAUGAUGACUCAGAAAAUGACAGAGACAGCUUUGCAUUUGUUGCUUCUCCAAUCUUGACGUCUGCAACAACAUUUCCAGCAAAAGUAAAAGAAUACAGUGGAAGAUUUCAUAUCCGUAUUACCAUGCGCAAUGAUAAUCCGCCUCUUAGAAAGGUGGACAAAACUUUGAAGAUAGUAUACAACAAGGAAAAAGUGAUAACAGUGGAUGAUCUGAGUUUUAGUGAUCCAGAUGUCAACUUUGAUUCCAUGAAGUUAAGAUAUACAAGGGAAAGAAUUCCAAAUGGUGAAAUAGUGAACAGUGAGGACAAUAAGGAGGUCUUUACUUUCACACAACAAGACAUUGCUGAUAGAAAAAUCAAAUUCCGCCAUAUUGGACCAGAAACUAGCAAAACUUUGAUGACUGUUUCUGAUGGUUAUUUUAUGGAGCAUUUUCCUUUUAGUGUGGAAGCUGGAAGUCCGUUCAUUGUGAUUCAAAAUAACACUGGAGUAAUUGUGCAAGUUGGAGAAGAUGUCAACAUCCAUUCAGCUAAUCUAAGCAUUGACACCAAUGUGAAUGUGAAACCAGAGGAAGUGAAAUUCAUCUUGAUUGAGGAACCAUUGCACGGGAGACUAAAAAUAGAUGGAGAAACUGUUACACGGUUUACCCUUGGUGAUUUACUAGCUGGUUCUUUGAUCUAUAGCCAUAGGCAUGGUGGCAUGGGUGAGGACCACUUCAAGUUUGCUGCUAUAGCUGGAGAAGCAAGAAUACAGGAAGAGUUUCAAAUCCACAUUCUUCAGGGCACGCCGUCUCGAAUACCAAGAGUUAUCAACAACAAUGUUCUUCAAGUUCAAAGUCUGAAAUCCCAAACCAUCAGAAAAUCCAACCUGCUUGUCUUCAAUGCCUUGUCACAGCCUUCCUCUAUUGUGUACUCCAUCACUACCAGACCAAGGUAUGGAGCAAUUUAUGUCACCUAUAAGACAGAAAGUAGAGAGCAGAACACAUUUACGCAAUGGGAUAUCAAUUCGAAUGCAGUGUCAUAUCGCCACUCACAGAAAGGCCACAGAACGGAUUAUUUCACAUUUGAUGUAGCAGAUGGAGUAACAGGUCAAAGGUUAAGGGGACUGACCUUUGGAAUUGAGGUACUCCCGCCACCGUUAGAUAUAGAAACAAGGAAUCUGAGUAUCCGAGAAGGAGGGAAAAGGCCUCUGUCACCAGCAGACAUUGUUCUAAAAUUCACCACGCCAACAAAUCUAUCUGUUGUCUUCCAUGUGGUCAAACAACCCAGACAUGGUCAUCUGGAGCUGAUUGAAAGAAGGAACCAGUCGCUGUUCUCUUUUACAAUGGACGACCUGAGACAGGGGAGGGUUUAUUAUGUGCAUGAUGGAAGCGACUCGGAAUUGGAUGAAAUAGUUAUCAAAGGUCGGUUGGCAAAUAAAGAAGAAACAGAUGAUCAGCACGUGUACAUCCACAUUGAGGCUGUAAAUGAUGAAGCCCCUCAGGUCAUCACAAAUAAGGGCCUGACACUUUGGCAGAGUUCUAUGGCUUUGAUUUCAAAGGACAUCUUGAAUGCUGAGGACCCUGACACGCCCCCUGACGGAGUGUGGUAUGCAGCGACCAAACCCACGAAUGGCCGAAUUUCAUUCCUGAAUAACACCUUCAAAGACAUCACGAGGUUCACACAGCAGAGCAUCAAUACAGGACAGGUGGUGUUUGUGCAUGAAGGAGGUGACACCGGCUCCUUCUGGUACCAUCUGAGUGAUGGUCAGAACAGCAACACCAACAGGAUGCAGUUCCACAUCACUGCCAAGAGACUGGUCCUCUCCGUGGUCAACAACAACCAGCUGCAAGUCUACCCUGAACAGAUGCAACCAAUCACCCAGGCUCAUCUGCUCAGCCGGACUAAUAACCCAGACCAGAGUAAGGACAUCACCUACCACAUCCAGGUCAAACCGGAUAAAGGGCGCCUAGUAACCAGAAAGAACCAGCAGGUAAUUCCGGUUGUUUCCUUCACCCAGAAUGAUGUUAAUGAUGGCAAAAUCUACUAUCAGCAUGAGAGUUUUAUGCAGACUGUGGAGGACAGUGACAAAUUUGUCUUUGAAGUCAAUACGGUUUAUGCCGACACAGUGAAAAACCAAGUUUUCAAUGUUGUCAUAUCAUACAGCAGUCAAAGUAAUCAAGGCAAAAUCCGUGUUAAAAAACUGACAUUAAAUGAAGGUGAGGAGAAAGUUAUAUCCCAAUCAAAUCUUGAUAUCUCAACUUAUGUAAGACAGCUAGAAGCUUCUGGAAAAAUGGUCUCCGCUAUGUUCUCCUUGAUGACUGUUCCUAAAAAUGGAGUGUUGUCCUGGAGAGGAGGCAGUGCUCUGAGAGAAGGCGCCAACUUCACUCAAGAGUACAUCAGCUCUGACCGGCUCUCAUACCAUCACGAUGAUUCAGAGACGAGGAACGAUAGCUUUAAUUUUCAAGUUUAUUUUGACAUAAAGUUUGGAUCAAGAGAAGAAAUGCAGAUCCUUGAAGAAACCUUUCCUAUUGAGAUUGAAUCAGUGAACGACCAACCAUUUCAUUUUGUUCCUAAAAAUCCUGUGAUUGAGGUAACUGAAGGAGGCAGUAAAACUGUGGAUGAUAGUGUUCUCAAGCUGGUGGAUGAUGACUCGCCGCCUGAAAGACUGUGGUAUGAGGUCAACACUCGACCAAACAAUGGAAUUCUAGCAUUUAAGGCUGACCAUCAAAGACCAAUCAAAACCUUUACACAGAAAGAUGUUGAUGGUGGCAACAUCAUAUUUACCCAAACCGGACCGCCCAUUCCAUCUUUUAUCGAGUUGAACAUAACUGACGGGAAGUUCCCGCGGCAGACUGUGACCGUGGCAGUGAGUGUCGUGUCCUUGACCUUGGAAAUGAUUAAGAACGAUACAAUAUACAUUCCACAAGCUUCAACAUCUGUAUACAUAACCCAGGAACAGCUGGAUUCCAAAACCAACGGGGACAGGAGUAAAAUCCUAUACACCAUCACAAGGCCUCCCCUGCAUGGAAGGAUCUAUGUCAGAUCCUAUCCUGUGACCACUUUUACACAACUUGAUCUCGAAAAACUGCAUGAAGUUAUGUAUGUCCAGCAAGAUCUGAAUUACCCCAGUGACCAUUUUUUCUGUGACGUUUCCUAUCAAGGAUCUGAUCUCAUCGUUGUUAACAAAAAGAUCUCUAUAUCAGUGAAACCAUUUGUGAAGCAGAAUCCAGCAAAGUUGUCGAAAGGAUCCAACCAAACACUUAUCUCGCUGCUGAGUCUCGAUGCAAGAGGGCUAGCUAAUGUGACAGGUAGUGUACCACACUACAAAAUAAUAAACCAGCCAAAAUUUGGAGUCAUUGUGAACACGGCUCGCAGGAAGAGGGAUGUCGAAGCAGGAUACCAAGAAGUGGAGGAGUUCACCCACACGGACAUUGAAUAUCGCAGAAUUUACUAUGUUAUAAAUCGACCUGUGCAAGGACAAUCAGAAGAUAGAAUGACCUAUUUACUGACCGCCAGAGGUGUCCAGCCAGCUAUUGGGGACUUUGUGUUUAAACUACCGUAUACUAGGGGCGCCAAUGGUUCUGAUGUGGACAAUGCAGGAAGCCGGGAGGUGGUGAGUCCAAGUGUCAGGAAUGACUUCAUGAUCAUUCUGGCCAUUCUUAUUCCUUUGUUUGUGGUUGUCAUUCUUGGAGUUAUAAUUGUGUACCUUCUUUGGAGGAAGCGGAGGUAUCAAAACUAUGUUCCACCGACUGGUAUGCAGAAAAACCAGUUAAGACCAGAAAUUUCUGGUCCAAUUCCACUGAAUCAACCGCACGUUCACAUUGAACCCAAUGAUAAUGCAUCUGAUGAUGAGCAUUCCCUCGUGUAUGAGCAUCACAACUAUUACAAUAUACCUGUUGUUAGGAGGAAUGUUUCAGAGGACAGUAUUUCAGAUUUUAAUGAGUAUAAUGAGGUGGAGGGAGCAACAGGCCUUACCCAGACAGAGGUUAGUGCUACCAUACCAGAGUGCAAGGUCACACCCCUGGGUGACCUACAUUUGAGGGACUCCAUUGUCUCUCAAUCCAGCGUUGACUUGUUUGAUUGGUCAGUGAUGGAUGACCCUGAACUAUUACAGUUCUGUCGAACCACAGCUCCCGUGUUGAAAGAGAAUCAGUACUGGGUUUAGUCUUGUGAUAUAUAUGUAGUUAGGCCCUUUUUUAUGUUUUUGUUAUUUAAUAAAUGCACUUUUAUAUGCUUUACAUUGAGAAUUAUGACUUUGUUUUUAAAAUCACAAAUCAGCAUUUUUUACUCAGGCCUGUAGAGAGUCAUUUCUCAAAUGUACAGUGUAUAAACUAAACUAAGUCUUGUACUUGAAAGUCAAAUAAUUAUUAUGAGCAAAAAUUUGCAAUAAAAUAGAGAAUGAUUUAUUUUGUUCAAAGGUUGUUGGAUUUAUACUAAGAAUUAGUGCUAUGAUUUUUUCCAAUUAUGUAUUUGCAAAUGUACUUUGUACAUUUAAAUUAUUCUUCUGGUAUAAACUUUGUUUUAAACUCUAAUUUUCAGACAAAAUGCAUGUAUUUUUAAAUUAAUGAAUUUUUUAUAUGCUAUUAAUUUAAAGCAUAUAUGUCUUCUUUUUAUGUAUAAAGUUCUCUAAUUCUAUUUUUAAAAAAGACUUUGAGGAAAACUUCAACUUCAUAUAAAAAAUCAGAUCAUAACUAUUAAAAUAAUACCUAAAUUGUGACCCCAUUUAUUACUGAUCUGCUUUUAAGUAUAUGGGAGUUUUUAUCUUUAGAACCCGUAAAUGUAUAUGUACCCUCGUAAAGAAUAGGCGAUCCCUUGGGAUUUCAGGAAGAUGCUGACUGGUUAUUAUCUUAAAAUCCCUUUGUUUGCUUUAUAGUACAUGUACUUGCGAAAAAGUUUACCCAUUUAAUGUUAUUACAUCAAUGGAAUCAAAAUCGCAUUUUUUUUUUAUUUGUUUGAUCAUUAAUUUAAUUGGAAUGCUUUAAAAUUAUCUUUUUAAAUUUACACAAAAUUAAUAUCUUAGCAUAGCUUCACUUUGUUACAAGAGCAAACAUUCCUUUUUAAAUCCAUAUUUUUUAAGCUUUCCACCCCCAUGGUUUUUUUAUAUUGUAUUUCAGAUUAGCUGUUCUACAGUACAUUGUCCAUGUAAAUAUGUUAGAGGUAUCGAUGAUGAUUGUAUACUAAGAAGAAGGAAAUGUUUUUAUUAUUCUAUUAACAUGUUAAUGUAUGUAUUGAUAUUCUAUCAAUAUUGAUGGUCUAGUAAUUCAACAAUAUACAUGUAAUACCUUUGAUAUUUGAAUAUUAGCUUUGAAUACCCCAUAAUAUACAUGUAUCUUUGGAAAUCAUUUAGAAUACAGUCGAACUUCGUUAUCUCAAACUAGAUGGAACUGUUUAAAAACCUCGAGAUACCAAAGUAUUUGAGAAUACUUAAAAGAUAAGUGGUGGGGACUAACAAAUCAGUUGGACACAUCCAUAGUAUUUGAGAUAACAGUGUUCGAGAUACCGAAGUGCAACUGUAUAUAUCAAUCUAAUGGUAGUCUAGUCACUGUUAGAUCUUCUUGAGUGUAUUGCAAUACUAUUUUUGUUGUGCCAAAUAUCUUGUUUUUGAUACACAGUUGUUUGUGACUGUGAAAUUCUAAUGUUAUGUCCACAGAAUUUAUUGAAGGGUAUUUGCUAUUCAUUAUCAGGUGGCAUUAUUUGAAUGAUAAUAUGCUUGUUGCUGAUUUUUUCCAUUUCUUCUGAAUUGAUGCUCCAUUGAAGUAAUAUAAGCUAUGCCAAAAUUAUGUUUUUGAUUUCCUUGGGAUACUUGUGAAAGGCCUUUUUGUGGUAAAUGCCAUAUAUAUACUAGUUCAACGAGAGUUCUCUCCCCUUGUAAUGCCUUAUUGAUGGGCAUUCUUACGUAAUGUAUUUUCACUGAUUGUGAAUAUUUUGUGUUGAAGUGCUGAUGUCUGUAUAAUUUGAUAACAAUACUCAAUAUGCUUUGAUACAAUCUAAACAGUGGACAAUAACUACACAAUAGUAAUAUUAAUCAGACUAUCUACCUAUAGACAAUAUAUACAUAAUAAAAUAUAUAUGUGUACUGUCUAGAUAUAAGAAAUAGUAACUUUGUAGUUUUAAUAGCAUAAUGAUAUAAAUAUUAUUUAUAUACAUGUAGAGUUAAUGGACUGUCUGGCUCAUGAAGACAAUGAAGUCUUUAAACUGUUGACGUGCACAGAAACCAGCACGUUUGUUGAACACAGAUUGUAUUGACAGAUUUAAUUUGCUUCAAGCCACAUGAAUUGUCAGUUUUCAUACAAUAUUCCUUCAAAGACUUCACCUACAAUGUUUGGCUUGGGUCAGUGGUUGAAAUGUAUUUGGUCAAGUAUUUAAGGAGAUGUAGUCCCUGUUAGAUGAUGUGUCAUGAGUUGGCGGUGUGUCCGCUGAGUGUGUUUCCUGUGUGGGGGGAAUUGGUUGGUGCUUGGUUUGCUGUUGAUGCUUGUUGACAGAUAUAUUGGUUUGCCUUGUAUACAUUGUGUACAUUGUAUAUAGCUGCUGCUUGUUGUUGAUUAUUUCAUUACAGUUGAUGAUCAUUAUCACCUGAAAAAUAAAACUUUGAAAAACUU